Messenger RNA from Colius striatus (speckled mousebird), 9548 nucleotides. RefSeq names its product DENN domain containing 1B (gene DENND1B). Gene Ontology annotation, cellular component: cytosol; nuclear speck; intracellular membrane-bounded organelle. The transcript is spliced from 23 exons. Gene Ontology annotation, molecular function: guanyl-nucleotide exchange factor activity; phosphatidylinositol phosphate binding. Gene Ontology annotation, biological process: endocytic recycling; endocytosis. Bases 289 to 2652 code for a protein of 787 amino acids. Lineage: Eukaryota; Metazoa; Chordata; Aves; Coliiformes; Coliidae. The record is from RefSeq and is a predicted model, not a curated record.
CCCCGGCGGCUCCCCGGGCCGCGGCGGAGCUUCCUGGUUCCCAGAAGGUGCCGGAGCGACUGCAACAGGAACUGAGAGACGGGGGGGAGGAGGCGGUGCCGCCGCUCCGCUGCAGUCGCGGCCCGAGCCGGGGGAGCGGAGCGGAGCAACCAUGGGCCGCCGCCCGCCGCCGCAGCGCUGAGUCGCCCCCGUGGCCGAAGGCAGAGGGGCCGACGGUGCCCUCUCGCCGGGCGGGGCGCUUCUCCCUGCGGGGCGCUGCUGCAGCCGCCGCGGGCCCGCGAUGUGACCAUGGACAGCAGGGUCAAGGAAAAUCCGGAACGUACCUUUGAUUUGGUACUGAAAGUAAAAUGCCAAGCAUCUGAAAAUGAAGAUCCAGUGGUACUGUGGAAGUUCCCGGAGGACUUUGGAGACCAGGAAGUGCUGAACAGUGUUCCAAAGUUCUGCUUUCCUUUUGACGUUGAAAGGGUGUCUCAAAACCAAGUAGGACAGCAUUUUACCUUCGUGCUCACCGACAUUGAAAGUAAGCAAAGGUUUGGAUUUUGCCGUUUGACGUCAGGAGGCAAGGUCUGCCUCUGUAUUCUGAGUUACCUACCAUGGUUUGAGGUGUACUACAAGCUCCUAAAUACCCUGGCAGAUUAUUUGGCUAAAGAACAGGAAAAUGACUCAAAUGAUUUGUUAAAAUCAUUGUACAGCCAUCCUGUGCCAAAGGCGAACGCUUUAGUCAGUCUAAGUGUGAACCAAGAGAUGAUUUUUGCAAGUGAGCAAGUUUUGAAAAAACAGCCUUGUCUUGUAUCGCACUCGUAUUUCAUUACUCCUGAUAUAACUGGAUUGCCAACAAUCCCUGAAAGCAGAAACCUCACUGAAUAUUUUGUUGCUGUGGAUGUGAACAACAUGCUGCAACUUUAUGCCAGUAUGUUGCACGAGAGACGAAUCAUUAUUACCUCUAGCAAACUAAGCACUUUAACUGCUUGUGUUCAUGCGUCAGCUGCAUUGUUAUAUCCAAUGUAUUGGCAGCACAUUUACAUCCCAGUGCUUCCUCCACAUCUUCUGGACUACUGCUGUGCACCAAUGCCUUAUCUAAUUGGCGUCCACUUAAGCUUAAUAGAGAGAGUAAAAAAUAGAUCACUGGAGGAUGUGGUUUUGCUAAAUGUUGACACAAACACUCUAGAAACCCCUUUUAAUGACCUGAACAACCUACCUGGUGAAGUGGUCUCGGCCUUGAAAAAUAAACUGAAAAAGCAGUCUACAGCUACGGGUGAUGGAGUAGCCAAGGCCUUUCUUCGGGCACAAGCAGCACUCUUUGGAUCCUACAGAGAUGCACUCAGAUACAAACCAGGAGAGCCAAUAGCUUUCUGUGAGAAUAGUUUUGUGAAGCAUCGUUCCAGUACUACUAAGCAGUUCCUGGAAACUGCUGUUAAUCUUCAACUGUUUAAACAGUUUAUCGAUGGUCGGCUAUCAAAAUUAAAUGCAGGAAGAGGAUUCUCUGAUGUUUUUGAAGAAGAAAUCACAGCAGGAGGCUUUUGUGGAGGAAAUUCAAGAUCUUACCAACAGUGGAUGCAUACAGUGAAGAAGGGCGGUGCGCUCAUCAACACAGCAAUGACCAAAGCCACUCCGGCUGUGAAAACAGCAUAUAAAUUUGCAAAAAAUCAGGCAAGGCAAGGAAUAAAAGAAGUGAAGAGUAAGUUAAAACACAAGGAGAGUGAGGAAGAGUGUGGAAGCUGCAGUGCUGGGGCAGUGCAGACUGCUCCCCUCUACACAUUGCAUUGGGAGAAAAGAGCAAACUCAGAAAAACGAAGACUGGCACAGACUCGUUUCAACCAGCAUCUCAGUAACCAGGAUGUUGCCUUGGAUGAAGAAGAUGAUGAUGAAGUGGAGAGAACAAGCAAGUUAUCAUCAGAAGACAGUGAAGAAGCUUCUGCUUGCUUUUAUGAUAGUGAUGAUUCUGGUGACACUGGAAUAACUCCUCAGCAUCAAGGAGAAAUGGACUUACUUGGGGAGAUUUUAGACACACUGAGCACACACAGUUCAGAUCAAGGAAAGCUCUCAGGAGCGAAGAGUCUGGAUUUCUUUAGGUCAAUGGAUGACAUUGAUUACAAGACAACGAACAAGUCAAAUGCACCUAGUGAGAGCAACCUUGCCCUGCUCGGCAGCAGUGCUACUGACCAAGCAGAGUGGAACCUUGGUCAGGACGACAGUGUCCUCCAUGGGAAGCAGCUCCCUCCAUCGCCAAGGAAACAAGUUUCUUCUGGUGGCCAUAGAGAAUCUCUCUCAAGGCUGGAAGAGGAAAGUAGUGUCAAAACCUUUAUUACUGACAAGAUGGACAUGGCUAGUAUGACAUCCCCACCUCCAGUACGAUCAAGUGCCCAAUUUGCAUCUCUAGAAAGUUCUAAAGCAGGAUAUUCUUCCUCUAAGUAUGCAAAGCGGAAUGAAACACUAAGUAAUACCUCAGAAGAUCAUCUCCCAGCAAGUCCUGCUCAACAUCCAUCCAUUCUGGUCCCUUGGGAGAAAGAUAGGAAGAAAGGAAAUGAAACUCCAGAAGAGGGUGGGCUUCUCCAAGAAGUGGUGUCAUUGUGUAAAUUGAGUUCUGCUUUUCACUAUGGUUUAAAUAUUUCAAAAGAUAGCUUAUCCAGCAAUAGUGGGAAUAAAACGUAAGAAAACUAUGAGAGACGAGAAACUUGACUCCCAUCAGAAGUUAAAAGGGAGACUACUCAGGACUGCAUAUAACUCCAUGUAACAUGAUAACCAAAAGGUUGAGUGUGCAUUUUCUGCCAUUGGGACAUCUGCUUCUGUGUUUACCCAGUUCGUUUGUUGGCUGUAGUUAAGUCCACAAAAUGGAACUAAAUAUAUGAAUGCACUGUUAAAUCAGGUACUAGUUAGUCUUUGUGUUAAAAAUACAGCAGGUUGUAUGGUGCUUCCUCUAAGCAACAGGAAAGGUAUCACCUAACAGGUAACCAGGUUUUGAAGGUACUAUAUUAAUCCCAUUAAGCAUGAAAUGAACCAAGCAAUCUGGUUUGUCUGAAAUGUACAACUGUUAAUAUUUGUGAUGAAUAAUAAUUGCCUUAAUCUUUUGAGAAGAGGUUUAACUAUCUUAGAAGAUGAAUGCAAAUCUACAAAAUAAGCAAUAAUGAUUUUUCCAUGGCAAGAAUUCUCUUCAGCAAAGGGGGUAAAAGAAACUUUUUUUUAGAUUAAAGAAUUUCUUGUGAAUAUAACUUAGAACUUAUUCCAAACUAAAACUGUGGGCCUGUCUUCCAGACUUCAAAAAGGUAGUGCAUGCUUUCCUCUCUUCUGUAAAGUACAUGACGUGCUGAAUGAUAAUGUGGUGUUAAUUAACUUCUGUUUACAACUAAGACACUUUAAAGACAUACUGUCCAGUUUCCCUAGGUAGACUGUUUCACCUAAAAAUAUUCAGAAAGGAAAGUGUAAGAGGAAUUGGUAGAUUUUUAUUAUUUUUUAAAUUUUCUACAGUCAAAUAGUGUUUGAAAACUAAUUUGUGCCUCUUCUGAGCUAUUUUCUUUCCAUUUUUAGUAGCUACCUUCUUGAAGAUACAUUUGAGUUGCUAUUACUUAGAAGCCAUAUUUAGUGAAACUAUUCAAAAGUCACAACGGAAAAUUACUUGUAACACUAGAAAGCUAAAAUUACAGAUUCAGCAUGGGACUGCAAGUACUCAGCUCUCAUUUUAGCCAGGCUGAAUAGCCAAAAAUCUUUUUCUAAAUUCAGUGAAGGAAAAAUAAAUGGGCUUGUAUUUAGAACAAGCAUUUGUCCUCCUUCUGGAAGCAUUCCUGAGGAAUAUUUGGAUAUUUAAAGUUUGGAAGUUCUUGCUGAUACAUGAAGCUUUUUUUUUUUCCCCCUUUUUUUCCUGCACUUUUGUUUUUCCACCUCUCCACCUUACCAUACAUACGUUGUCCUCCACAGUAGCUCAGGACAGGAAAGGCAUGAAGUAAGUUUCAGCAGAUUAGAAUUGUCAGCUUAGAAGGAUAUUUGUGAAACAUUUGGCAAAAGUAACACAUAGGUAUAAAAUGAACUGUGCCUGAGAAGAUUGCUCUCAUACUCUUCUCAACUCAUGUGUUUCCUUCCUCCCUUCCUUCUUUUCUCUUCCUUCCUUCCCUUUCUUCCUUCUGCAUGAAUUUUUAGUCUUAAUCUUAGUAUAGGCCCAAGUGAGCACGUUCAUGAGCUCAGUAUGUGGAUCAGCUCUGUAAUAUCUUACUAGCAGUUUGUAGCAAAGUUUAGAAUCAGUUGCCACAUUGAGAUUUAUGAAUGAAUUUUCCUUCAAGCAAACACAGAUGGAAAAGGAGUAUUUUUGGCUGCUUUAUUACAAGGCAGCUGACCCAAGGGAAUGGAUCUGUGUCAUUACAGAGGCAAUGCUUGAUGCUUUACCAAAGAGAUGCAGCAGAGUGACACUCUGGCUUUCUUAAUGCAAAAGUUUCAGCUUCCUCCAGAAUCCGAAGGACUGGGACAGUACUUGUCAUUGAGGGUUAGCCUCUAGCAUGAUUUUUAUUUUAAUCAAUGCAAUGAAGGUAAAAGAUUGUAAAAGUGUAAAUCUUGCAGAAAUAUCUUUCUGAUCAGAACGUUCCUGAGAUCAUCUGCAAUCUGUAUUGCUGGAGAAUCUCAGUAUUCCAGUUAGAGGUUCUAUGUCCAGAGAUCUGUACUCCAAAGCAUUUAUGUAUCCUUCCUCUUGUGUAGCAUAAUGGUACGUUGGGGAUUUUUUAAAAUAGCAUAAAAAUAUAACUUGGCAAAACAUUUUGCACUAUGAGCAAUCAAAAGUAUCAUAAAAAUGAUUCAAAAUCUUUGCUCUAAACUGUCAGAGCAGGUGGCACAGGAGCUGUUCAGAUGAGAAAGCUGCCGACCAUCCUCAAGGGUACUUCUUUAGAGGUAGUACUAGUGACUUGGUAGAGGGCAUUUUCUCUUUUCCUGGUACUAAAAAUUAGCCAAAUGUAGUGCCAAGUUUGUCUAAGAGAAGAUAGAUAACACAGAUUUUUGUUCUUGUAUCAUUUCUCACUCGUUCUCAUUUGUGUCCAUGUACUUUGUUGACAGGAAUUUCAAGAUUCAUCUUUUCUUUUCCUCUGCAUCUGACAUGGUGUUUCUGUCCACACUUCCUUCUAAGAUGAUGUUUUGUUUUCUUCAUUUAUUGAAGAUAAUGAACAGUAUUAAUGGCUUAAGGAGAAAAAUAGAAAAAAAAAAGAUGAAAAUUAUAACCAUCAUUACUUUCCAAUUUCCAGGAAUGCUGCCAGAAAAUGGUUUUAAAAAAUGAAUCUCUGGUAGAAUAAAUCUUACUGGCUUUACGUAAGUUAGGCACUGAACUCCCGUUAUCACAUAGGUUGUCCCAUUCUCAGCUUUGUGGAAAAAAUAUGGAAGCCAUGUGAGGCUGCUAAUAGUUAUUCUAAGGGUCACAAAGUUUGAUAGUGGAAUCUUUCAAAAUUGAGGUAUUGUGUUAAAAAUUUACUGUUUCAUUGAGUGAAAAUGCAGACUGAAGAGACGCAAACAUGAACUAAAAGAUGGAAGGUAAAAUUCAGCUUAGAAUUAGUUUUAUUUCAGUCAAAAUGUUAGUUGCUGUGCUUAUGCCACACUGUUUCCUACUAUUUAUAAACCCCCUAGUGUUUACACUCACAAAAUAGUAUGUCUUUUGUAGUUCUGAACCUAACAUGGGUUCAAAAAUAACUCAGUCUUAUAUCAAUAUUGAAUUUAACUGUAGGUACUUUUUAAACUCUGUAAUAUUACAGAUUCUUUUCCACUUACUGUCAAUGAUCUUUUAAAAAGGCUAAUAUUUGUGCCUUAUUUAAACAGGAUUGCCAAUUACCAAAUAGACAAGAGUCCAAACUGAUAUUUCCAGUUCAUCACUGUUGUUCUCUGUCCUUGUGGUAAGAUGAAACUGUUUAUUGGCUACAGUAUACGGUAUUUCUAUUGCCACAUUGGGUCCUAUAUUAAGGUAAACUGUCCAGGUUAAAUACUUUUUACAAGUUUUAUACUUGUAUGCCUUUCAUUUUUGGAAAUCCUUCUAAUGUCUUUGAAAAUCAUCAACAUUCAUGACCAGCUACUGGUGAGAACUGAAUUCUGCUCAGCCAGAGCUCCUAUGGUCUUCUUCAGAGGCAUCUCUUCAGGAUCUCAAAAAUCUUCCCAUUUCUCCUGUUUAAGGAAGAUAACAUGUUAUUUGAUGAAGUAUUGUCACCACGUACUUACACAUAGGAACAAGUUUCUGACGUAGAAAGUCAAACUAGCACUUGAAUUCAAUAUCUUCGAGUUUGUUUUGCAUAAAUGUCUACCUGAAAUGACUGUAUCACUCAUCUGGUUUGGGAGGAAAAGAGGGCAGUAGAAAGAGAAAGAUAUUCCUGGGUUGUUCUGGUGGGGUGUGGUGAAGUGGAGCCUGGGAGCCCUCAGAAGGAAUGAUCAUUUAGAGGAAAUCCAGAUUUCAGGAUCUUGUUUAAUGUUCUAGCGCAGUUGUAGUGAUUCCAACCCAGCCACGUAGGCAAAAGUAAUAUUGCCUAUGUAACUAAUCCCGUGUGGGAUUUGCAGAAUGGAUGAAAUGUUGUCCCAGUCAAAGCCUUCCCAUCCACAUGUAUAGAGGUGCAACAUAAGAAAAACAGUGCAGGUAUUCAGGGAAGGACAGUCCUGUGGAUGCAAAGGUGAUCCCUACCUACCCUCUAUGCAUGCAGAGGGCAGUCUGUGUAGAGUAGGCAGUGGUUUGCUCUUCCAUGCCACGUAUUUGGGUGUCACGUAGCUCUGAAGAAAUAGAUUCUUUCUGAAGGAAAAAAAUGUAGUUGUAGAAGUUGUCAUAGAACUUGUUGACUGAACCCUUCAUCGUCAUUUAUCAUUUCAGUGAUACUGCUGCAGCUUGGAUGGGGUCAUCAGAAACUCUCAGCACUGGCUGAAGUUCCCUCUCAGGCAUUGUAACACAGACUUGAGCCAGAGUUUGAGACACAUGCUGGGUGCUUCUGAAACUCCCACCCAAUCUGUUAGAGGAGUGUGUUAGAUCUCAAAAAUCUCUUUAGGUGUCUUUUCUGAUUUUAGAAUGAGGUAGUUUGCAGCCUUGUGUUCUUGUAAAUGAUGUAAAGUCUAGGCAAAAUAACAGCUAAGUCAGGUUUUUAAAACAGCUUCAUUUUCUCCACCUACAAUCAAUCGUAUCCAGUCCUACAGAACAAUCUUUCAUUGGUGCAUCUGUCUAAUGGAAUUGUUAAGGAGUCUUUAUGCAUGUAGCUAAUUAAAGAAACAUUUCAUGCAAUAAUCAAAGUGCCAGCAUGAGGCCCUUUUGCAAAUGCACCCAGUGUAGUACUGACUGUAGUAGUACCCUGUCUGCAGAGAGGAGCCCCGUAACCACUGAGUUCCCUUUCUCUAUGGGGAGAAUUCAAUGGUCAUCUUCAUUUCCAAGGGAGUCAGCAUCUUCUCUCUUGGUCCCAGGCUCUAGCCCAGGUGCUGGGAGACUCCAGCUGCUGUCUUCCCAACAGCCUGAAACUUCAGGCUGAACAGAUGUGGCUAAUGAAAUUAAAUCUGAGGCAAGCAGCUUCCUUAUUGCAAAGCUCAAGUUGGUGAUGGCUGUCUGUUCCCACGGUAUCGUGGUAAAUCUUUGGGGAAUGAAUGUAGCAAUAAAUGCACCAGCAAAACCAGUAUGAAUGGCGAUGUGAUUUGUGUUCAGUAACUGCUGCUAUUAGAUGUGUAUGUCUUUGCCGAGAGCUGUUAACCUGUUACCAAAAUCCGGGGUGAGUGGAACAUGUCUUCAUCUUCACCCUAAGAGCAUGGACCACAGCUGGUCUGGAAUUCAUGAUCUUUCGGGGUGGUUGAAAAUAAAGGAAUGGAAUAGGGAUGGUAUGGGGUUAUUUGUGCAAAACCUUCCUUAAUUUGCUUUGUAAUGUCCAUUUUACAGUUUUAGUCAGUGGCCAGUUGAAAGUACUUGAUAGGUCUUUCCUGGAAGCUACUAAACUUCUUCUAAGUAGAGCUGCCUGAUGAGUCCAGAGCCACUUUAGUCUAGAGGGCCAUCCACCGUCCAUGUAGUUGGCAGGGCCAUUGCCAUUUUCUGCUAGGUUGGAGUAUGAAGCGGGUAACACAGUUGGAAGUUACUCCAAGCUUUACUGUAUUAAAGGGUACUCAAAAUUGUUACCAUUACUUAGGUCAAUACUAACAACAUUUGUAUUUAGAGUCCAGUAACAGUAUUAGCAUUCAAAAAAAUAAAUUGAGUUCAAAUAUGUUGAUGUUUGUUACAAUUCUGUGCAAAUUGACAUUCUUUUCCUGUUAAAAAUAAGUGAGCUACUUGGUUGGGGGGCAGGGGGGGAAUGUGUUGACUUGCAAAUCUGCAUUGAGUUCUGUGCAAUAUUUCUCCUUGUUUCAAAAUAAUUUAGUAGUGCACAUCUGCUUUUUGAGCAGAUUCUUAAAAUGGUAUUUUUCAAAGAUGUGUAAAAUUACUUGUAGCUUUGAAAUAUGGUUCUAUGAUAAAAACAUGAAGAAUAUAUUCUAAUGAGGCAAAUGUAUAUUUCCAAUGACUGGGGAUGAUUAUGGAUGUCACGUUCUAUGGAAAUAAUAAGGCCUAAGCCAAUGUUUGCAUAUCAGGACCUCAAGGUCAUUCUUAAAACUAGAACGCAGUUAAAUUGAGGUAAAGUUAAACAUUAGAAUUUAUGGUGUUCAGAUUAUCAUUAGAUCAUUUGUUUAUCAGUCAUGAAAAGAGGAAGAGUUAAGCAUUGCUUUUCAGUACCUCAGUGAAGUGAGAGCUCCUGGUGAUGACCAUGAGUAACAACAAUUUCAUUUGUGACAUCCCUAAUUAUCGUUAAGUCAUUACUUAAAAUACUUACUAAUGUUGCCAGUAUAAUUUUAAUUUUUUUGUAAAUUAAUUUCUUUGUAUAUUGAUGUACAUUUUGUUUAACCUUUAGUUUUCUCUCAAACUUCUUUAAAUUAAUAUACUUGAAUGAGGCAAUAAAGCACUGUGGAACAGCUGGUCUCGGUGCAGCUUACGCACAAUCACGUCUCUUACCUCAUGACUUUUGAGGAGGAAGAAAACUUUAAAAUGCUUACAUGUUUAGCCAAUUGACAAUUUGUGUUUGUUAUUUUUAGAUCUGUGCCAGACACGAUGAGAAAUGCCUCAACACGGAACAAAGCAACAUAAUGUAAACUAAUGCUUCUCAUUUUCUUUCGGGGUGUUUCUUUUUUAGUGACCUUUGGAAACUGUCCCUGUGACAAUAUCCUUGUUCUAUUUAUAGGAAAGGCAUGAAGGUUUUAUUAUUUUAAUAGUUUUGGAGAUCUGAAAAAAAAAAAACCAACCAGCAUUGUCCUAACAGUUUUAAAGGUUUAGUUAGUUACUGACCUUGAGUAAAACUAAAACUAAAUCUGUUUGCUCCAUACUUUUGCACCCUCUGGACUAGCAAAGUCAUCUCAAGAACUGUAAUUCAGACCUUAGACUACUGUCAGUAGUGCACUGUGUAGAUGUAGUAAAUGAGCUGUGAUGUGUGGUAUAUUCGGGGUUUUUCUUUUUCCUUCCAAGUCUGUGACGUCAGUAGUUUUUGGUGAACUCCACGUUACCAUAAAGUGCCCAACACUGUACUAUAAAAUAAAACUUAACAAUAUCAAAAUUC